GGGGCGCGGCCUGUGGGGCGCUCCAAGCCGCCGUCUGCGUGGGGCCGCCCUGUGGGUGGGCGGCGCGGCCGGAGAGGCGCGGGGUCAGCCCGGGGUCAGCCCGGGGUCAGCCCGGGGGUCAGCCCGGGGUCAGCCCGGGGGUCACCGGGGGUCCGGGCUGCGGGGAGGCCUCGGGACCGAGCGGGCCCGACAUGGCCGGUUGCCGAGCCUGCCCGGGACCCAACGCCGCCGCCCACGCCGCCAGGCGCAUCGCCGUCGCCUUCGCCCCCAACGCCCCCACAGGUAUCUCCUGCAGUCGCCCUCACUUCCCGGUGUUGGGGAGGCUGGGCCUCUUCGAGGCGCAGAUCGUCAGAAGAACUCCUCUAAGAACCUUUUCCGAAACCCCAGCCUAUUUCGCCUCCAAGGACGGCCCAAGCAAAGAUGGUUCCGGAAGUGGAAAUAAGAAAUCCGUGAGCGAAGGAGGCGCCAAAAAAUCAGGCUCCGGGAAUUCCGGGAAAGGAGGCAACCAGCUCCGCUGUCCGAAGUGCGGGGACCUAUGCACGCACGUCGAGACUUUCGUGUCUUCCACUCGCUUUGUGAAGUGUGAAAAAUGCCAUCACUUCUUCGUGGUACUGUCCGAAGCCGACUCCAAGAAGAGCAUAGCGAAGGAGCCGGAAUCCGCGGCCGAGACGGUGAAGUUGGCUUUCCAGCAGAAGCCACCACCUCCCCCCAAAAAGAUCUACAACUACCUCGACAAGUACGUGGUCGGCCAGUCUUUCGCCAAGAAGGUGCUCUCCGUCGCCGUGUACAAUCACUACAAGAGGAUCUACAAUAACAUCCCCGCUAACGUCCGGCAGCAAGCGGAAGUCGAGAGGCACGCGUCCUUGACCCCCCGAGAAGUAGAAAUCAGACGGCGAGAGGACGAAUACCGUUUUACAAAACUGCUGCAGAUCGCCGGGAUCAGCCCGCACGGCAACGCCCUGGGGGCGUCCAUGCAGCAGCAGGUCAGCCAGCAGGCCCCUCAGGAGAAGCGAGGCGGGGAAGUGCUGGAUUCCGCCCACGACGACAUCAAGCUGGAAAAGAGCAACAUCCUGCUCCUCGGACCGACCGGCUCAGGGAAAACCCUGCUGGCCCAGACCCUAGCCAAGUGCCUGGACGUGCCCUUCGCCAUCUGUGACUGCACCACAUUGACUCAGGCCGGGUACGUGGGCGAAGACAUCGAGUCCGUGGUCGCCAAGCUGCUCCAGGACGCCAACUACAACGUCGAGAAAGCCCAACAGGGAAUUGUCUUUCUGGAUGAAGUAGAUAAGAUUGGCAGCGUGCCGGGCAUUCAUCAGUUGCGGGAUGUAGGUGGAGAAGGCGUUCAGCAAGGCUUGCUGAAGCUCCUCGAAGGGACGAUCGUCAACGUCCCCGAGAAGAACUCCCGGAAGCUCCGCGGCGAGACGGUGCAGGUGGACACCACCAACAUCCUGUUCGUGGCCUCGGGCGCGUUCAACGGCCUAGACCGCAUCAUCAGCCGGAGGAAGAACGAGAAGUACCUGGGGUUCGGGACCCAGUCGAACCUGGGGAAGGGGCGCAGGGCGGCGGCCGAGCUGGCCAGCCGCAGCGGGGAGUCCGCCGGCCCCCAGGACCUGGAAGAGAAGGACCGGCUCCUGCGGCACGUGGAAGCCCGGGACCUGAUCGAGUUCGGCAUGAUCCCCGAGUUCGUGGGCCGGCUGCCCGUCGUGGUCCCCCUGCACAGCCUCGACGAGAAGACCCUCGUCCAGAUCCUCACCGAGCCCCGCAACGCCGUCAUCCCCCAGUACCAGGCUCUGUUCAGCAUGGACAAGUGCGAGCUGAACGUCACCGAGGACGCUUUGAAGGCCAUCGCCAGGCUAGCCUUAGACAGGAAGACGGGAGCGAGAGGUCUUCGGUCUAUCAUGGAAAAGCUGUUACUCGAGCCAAUGUUCGAAGUACCUAAUUCCGACAUCGUGUGUGUGGAAGUGGACAAGGACGUCGUGGAAGGAAAGAAAGAGCCAGGCUACAUCAGGGCCCCCACCAAGGAGUCGGCGGAGGAGGAAUACGACUCGGGCGUCGAAGAGGAAGGUUGGCCCCGGCAGGCCGACGCCGCCAACAGUUAAACGCGCCCUCACAGGGGUUUCUUACGGGGCAGAACUUGGAAACCCGGGAUUUCCACGGGCACCGGGUCGACCCCGACUGCCCCACGCGGUCCCGGGAUCGGGAAUCUUGUCGAGGCAUCACUUUGAUUCACGCGGCGGACUUGAGCGGCACACAGAGAUCAAAAUUUACGUUUAUCCGGUUCAGUUUUUACCAACCCGAAGGAACAGAAAUCCCUAGCGUUCCGACAGGCAGCCGCGGGGUUCCCCGGGAGCUAAUUUUACAAUAAUGUUACUCUACAAGUGGGGAAAUAAAUUUCCUGAAAUGAAGAUGA
Tachyglossus aculeatus (Australian echidna) is the source of this 2410-nucleotide messenger RNA. RefSeq names its product caseinolytic mitochondrial matrix peptidase chaperone subunit X (gene CLPX). The coding region runs from base 192 to 2099 and encodes 635 amino acids. Lineage: Eukaryota; Metazoa; Chordata; Mammalia; Monotremata; Tachyglossidae. Gene Ontology annotation, molecular function: protein dimerization activity; zinc ion binding; ATP-dependent protein folding chaperone. Gene Ontology annotation, cellular component: mitochondrial matrix. The record is from RefSeq and is a predicted model, not a curated record. Gene Ontology annotation, biological process: proteolysis; protein folding; protein catabolic process. The transcript has 14 exons.